Alexandromys fortis (reed vole) is the source of this 5104-nucleotide messenger RNA. RefSeq names its product RAB15, member RAS oncogene family (gene Rab15). Lineage: Eukaryota; Metazoa; Chordata; Mammalia; Rodentia; Cricetidae. Gene Ontology annotation, molecular function: GTPase activity; GTP binding. Bases 1616 to 2182 code for a protein of 188 amino acids. Gene Ontology annotation, biological process: Rab protein signal transduction. The transcript has 7 exons. The record is from RefSeq and is a predicted model, not a curated record.
CCCCUCUCAGCAGAGCCCUUCCUUUCAAGGACUCCCAGGAAACCAGAAAAUGAAACAGUGAAGAUUUCUCUCUUUUUACGUCUUUGACAUUGUGACAGGAAUCGCAUGACAUCUACAGGCAGGAAGCAGAAGGAGAUAAAUACUUCUGCCCUGCUUGCCUUCCCAUUUUUAGUCAGCCCAGGACCCCCAACCCUGAAGUGGUAUCACCCACAUUUGGGGUGAAUCGUCCUACCUCCGUUGACACACUUGCAGGCACUCCUAGAGGCUUGUGAUCCCGGGAUCUAUAUUCUAGAGCCUGUCCAUAUUAGCUAUCACUACUGUUUGCCUGUGGAGGUCACAUGCUAACACAUAACUCUCCUCUCCCCUCAGUCCCUCCAGGAAGCAGUACAGUCUGACUCUUGGAAACUUGAUACAUGCUGUACCAACCUCAGGCAGGUUAUGUGCAUCUGGGCCUUUGUAAGGGAAGGGACCUUGUGUCCUCGUUGCUAUGCCCACACGGAGACCUGUGCAGGGCACAGAGGCAACUGUCACAGAUGUUCAGGCAUAGAGGCAGUAAAGCCAUCUACCUCCCUCCUCUCCUGGGACUACUUUGAGCAGGGCAUGUUCUUGCCCAGACUAUGAGGGUGAGCUAGGUUCCUUUCUGGAAGAAGGUACCGUACAUUGAAACAACAAGAACUUCGUGAUUCUUGAUUACCUCCUGUGUCAGGCUCUGGGGAGAGGCCAAUUCUUUAUAACCAUUUGUCCAAGGAGGGAGGAUGCUGGCUGCUGCCUCCCACCAGGGCCAGGUGUCCCUCUCCUUUCGUCCUCUUCCUCUUCGUCACCCUUUCUCUUUACACAGGGACGAAUGCCAUUUGGAAAAGUACAGCUGAGUAGGUAUGAAUCAGCUCAGGCAGGCGACAAAUGAUUCACAUCUGACCGACUUGAUUUAGCUCAGGUUUUCCAUUCUAAAGCCUUUUCUCCCUUCUAAUUAAACGAUGAUUGCUCUUAGUGGGAGGAAAGAGGCUGACUGUGAUGGCUGGCUUUGUGGAAGCCGGGGACGGGGGAGAUAAGGAACCAUGCCUUGCUGCUCAGCAAAGCCCACGUGUGGCGGUAGAUGGCGGCAGUGUUGCAGAUGCUGGCACCGUUGGGAUGCAGCUGGUGAUGGACAGGCCACAUUGUACCUUUCCCAUGUUCCCCAGCUGAAGACUGUGGAUUAGGGUACCCUGUGACCUGCUGUCAGGAAAUACACAAACCUGCCAGUUUACCCCAUUAGACCCCGCUCUUGAAUCACUGGGCACACUGAGCUGGCAGAAGGCCUGGUCAUCCAGGCAUCUCUCUUUGUCCUGUCGGCAUGCGCAGUUAAGCCUGCUGUGGCUGACGGCGCUGACUCUUCUUGUAGUUCUCCUCAGCUGUUUCUGGGUCCUUCGAUCUGGUGACUGGCAGUCAGCUCUUCAGAGCCUUGGGCAGAGAAACCCGAGAACCGGGGCUUCCUGUGCCUUCCUGCUUCUUCCUUUCGUCAGCUGACAGGCUUUGUGUACCUACCACGCACCGCACUGGGUCAAUGAGGGCUGCAGCGGAGUGUUGCGGGCCACCGCUGUGGCUCAGGGUCUUCUUAGCAACCCGAAGAUGAUUUGCGAUGUUCCCACUUUUCACUGCUGAGGAAAUGAAAGUCUCAUCCGAAGCUCUAGGUGUCGACUUUAAGAUGAAGACCAUCGAAGUAGACGGCAUCAAAGUGCGGAUACAGAUUUGGGACACAGCAGGGCAGGAGAGGUACCAGACCAUCACGAAGCAGUACUAUCGGCGGGCCCAGGGAAUAUUUUUAGUCUAUGACAUUAGCAGCGAGCGCUCCUACCAGCACAUCAUGAAGUGGGUCAGUGACGUGGAUGAGUAUGCCCCGGAAGGAGUCCAGAAGAUCCUCAUAGGAAAUAAGGCCGAUGAAGAGCAGAAGCGGCAGGUGGGGAGAGAGCAAGGGCAGCAGCUGGCUAAGGAGUAUGGUAUGGACUUCUACGAAACAAGUGCCUGCACCAACCUCAACAUCAAAGAGUCCUUCACUCGUCUGACGGAGCUGGUGCUGCAGGCCCACAGGAAAGAGCUGGAUGGUCUCCGAACACGUACCAGCAAUGAGCUACCAUUGGCAGAACUGGAGGAAGAAGAAGGCAAACCUGAGGGCCCAGGGAACUCUUCAAAGACCUGCUGGUGCUGAGGAUCCUGUGUGGAAUCCCCCCCCGCGACUCCCUUCCCUCCGGAGGCCCGUGGAAGCAGGGGAGCCUGGGCUUUGCCUACUGCUGUCCUUUCUUUGAUGACCCUGUCGAAAAUCAGUAGCUGCUACUCCCCUGCCUGGCCCCGUGAGCAGCUCUAUUGUGGCUCUGAGCAGCCUGUGCCCCCAGCCCCUCCUGGAGUGGUGACCUUCAGCCUGUUUCCCAGCCACAGGCCCGCUGUGAUCCCAGAAUGUGCUGUGACCAUCUCGCCACCCCACGCUCCUGGGACAAUGGUCAAGGCUGGAGUCAAGGCCACUUAAAGACUCAUUUCUUAGUGCAUCUCGAGUACUCUGCCUUUUCUCUUCUUUCUACUCUUCCUCCACCCACUUCCCUCCAGUGUAUUUGGCAUCCCUGUCUCUCUUCCUCCUUUGCCUGUGUGUCCUGCUGUAUGGCUGCUAUUGCAGGUCCUUCCUUCCUCCCUCUCUCCCUCCCUCCCUUCUUUCUUUUCCUUUCUUCCUGACUCUGCCUAAGGGAAUGGACCCAGGCUCUGCCCCAGGGAGGACAAGCCACCCUGCUCUGGGGUGAGCUUAAGGGCUAUGGGUGCUGCUUCUUCCCCCUCCCCGCCACCCCUCCUUGUGCCAUGGGCUGCCUCCCCAGUGACCUGGGAAAGUAGAACACUGAGAUAGGAAGAAAACACUACUUGGUGGGCCUCAGGCCUGGGCUGGCCUCCUCUGCCUUUGCUUUUUGCCUGGCUGCCUACAGGCCUCUGUGAGGAACUGGGUCUCUGUGAGCAGAGAAAAAAACCAAAAGGAUGAGGAGUGGCAGGGACAAGUCACCUCUAUUCUACCUCCCGUGCAGUGAGUACAUGACCUCUUCACCUAGAUUCCCGAAUUUAAAGAUGAGGAUCAAGGCCUGAGGACACUAAGGGGCAGGGGCAGUCCUGGGGUCAGACACUGCAUCGUCAGCCAUUAACUCUAGACAAAGGUUAAAGCAGUUGUGAAGGGCUCGCUCCUAGAUAGUAAGGUUAGGACAAGGAUUGUAGUAGCAGCAGCGGGGGCCUCUUGUGUAAGACUAUUUCCCCAGACUCCCCGGCAAAGGUGAGUCACUGUUCUUUUACUGAACCCAGCCUUCAGAAGUUAAGAUUUUCCUGGGUCCCAGAGUCUGUGGGCAAUAGGUCUUAAAACAUGGGGAGAGAGAGCAGCCAAGGACCGAAGUACUUGGUGCCGGUCUGCCUUCCAAGAGUCCCUCCUCUUGCCCUCUAACUGGUAAGUAGGCUUGUAGCAUUGCCAACUGCCGAGUAGCUACCAAGGGAGGAAAAAGGAUGCUCUCCUCCAGAGGUCCAUGCUCAGGAAGUUUCUUUAACUCCCCAUGGUCCAAGGAUAGCUUGAAGGAGGCCCCUACAAGAAGCAAAAGCCCAUGCUAGGGGUUGUCCUCACAUUCCCCAAGGUGGGAGGAGCUCAGGUAAGAGAAUAGUCCCAAGAUGCACUGUGUGGCUGGGGCUGGAGCCAAAGCAAAAACAAAAACAAAAAAAUCUGGGCCCUGGCUGAGCUUUUACCAACCAAGGACCUUUCAAAUCCAGGGCGCAGAUGUGAAGAUAAAGGGCCCCGCACCCUUUCAGUCCUCCCGGAAGGGAGAUGGGGAUGGACUCACGGGAAAUUUCUUCCUGACUUAGCAAACUAGGAAACGGGGGAAACUAGGAGAGGGCAGCUCAGGCUUCCUGUGGAAUUGUUCACUGAGGAAGGUAGGGAACUGGCUCUAAGACUGGGCCAUGACUGACUGGGUGGCUCCUUUGGGGACUGACUCUUGGGUAGCAAGAGUUAGUAGCAUCACACAGCAGGUGGACAGGCCUGCCUUCAGCCAGAGGUCCGAGAGGAGAAUUUACACAGGGCACUGGUUCUAACCUCUGGCAAGCAUCACUGUCUUUCUGUCCUAGCACCUCAAGAAAGAACUUGAUUCCACGACCCUGAGGCUUCUGAAAGGAAAAACAUGGGGUUGGGUUCUGUGGACUCUAAAGUGCGGCAGAAGGAAGGCUGAGAUUCUGGAGUGCAUCUGUGGUUACUCCAUUCCUGAAUUUGCCUCACCCCACCUGCUAUUCUGGGUGGCUUGGGCUGUGUCAUUGGCCUUGACUGUUCAGUAGGCUUUCCUGGCCUGUCUGCGCAUGAGAGAUCAAUUCACCCUGGUCUGCCGCCUGAGCCCCCAUCUCCCUGUGACAGGUGAACUACUUCUUCCUUUUUUUUUUUUUUUUUUUUUUGGUUUUUCAAGACAGGGUUUCUCUAUAGCUUUGGAGCCUCACCUGGAACUAGUUCUGUAAAAGAGGCUGGUCUCGAACUCACAGAGAUCUCUGCCUACUGAAUGCUGGGAUUAAAGACGUGCGCCACCACCGCCCGGCUGUGAUGAGUGAACUUUGUGUACUGUGUCUUGGGUCCAUUAUAUGAAUUGUGAGUAGGAUUCAUCUAUUUUAAACACAAAUGUUUACAAAAAUAAAGAAUAUUUCCAACCACAGAUGUGUGCACCUAUGAAUCUCCAGGAGAAGGUGUUACUGAGAUCGUGGUAGUGACAGGGGAGGCAGAGUGAAGGACAGGAUCUCAAAGCCACAGCAAGAUGACAAUGGAAGUGGUGAGCUUGGUCCCUCUUCCCUAGUGACACCUGCAGAAGAGCCCAAAGCAAACCCCCCACUGCCCUGUUGUGAGUUUACAGGAGCAGGAUGAGGAGGAGGAGGCUGAACACCAGAAUGGUGGCCCUCUGUUGUGGAUGAAUGAGGAAGGCCCUUCCUGAAGGCAUGAGGAAGAGCUGGCUAAUGUUUCACAGACUUGUCAUUGGAUACCCCAUGGGAAAAGGUGUUAGGGACGUGGAGACGCAGAGGUAAAUGAAGGGAGUGUGGUAGAAGUAAAAAAUAAAACAGCAGGGCAGUGGUUGUCCUAAAUCUC